CAACAAGCGCCAUGGCCCCUCAGUACAAGCUGACGUACUUCAACCUGCGAGCACGGGGCGAGCUCACCAGGUUCAUCUUCGCCGCCGCCGGGGUGCAGUAUGACGAUAACAGGAUCGAAUUUUCAGAAUGGCCGGCACUCAAAGAAAAAACACCGAUGGGCCAGAUGCCGCUGCUGGAGGCUGACGGGAAGGUGGUGUGUCAGAGCGGGGCGAUAGCUCGCUACAUGGCCAGGGAAACAGGUCUCGGUGGAAAGUCCAGCUGGGAGGAGGCACAAGUCGACAUGUUCGUCUGCGGGGUAGAUGACCUCAUCACCAAGCUAUGUGACGCUCACUUCGCCUCGGAUGAGGCUGUGAAGGAAGAGAGAACGAAGGCGCUGGGUCCGUAUGUCUCCAAGUUCCUAGACAACUACGAGAAGCUCUGCGGACCUGAGGGCCAUCUGGUCGGCACCAGUUUGACCUACGCUGACCUUGCCUUCUUUGUGGGGAUGCAUGACAUAUGGCAACAUCGUGCAGACGCCCUGGAAAAGUACCCCAAGCUGGCUAAGGUGGCGGAAACCGUCAGGGACAACGAGGGAGUCGCUGCGUACAUCGCCGAGCGCCCGGAGACGAAUAUUUGAUUUAAAAGUUGACAUGCUUUGGAUGUGUGCUUUUUCACCUAUUGUUGUAACAUCCUUCGCUUGGCACACGUCAUUGGACGUGUUAUUACGGCUCAUUCUCUCAUUUACGUGGAUUACAAAUUCUGUUUUCAUGGCAAUCCUUCUCACCUACCGACUCUGUGAAAUUGUUAGGGAUGGCUUUAUAAAGAGUACCAGAUAGGUCUGCGAUUGUUUGCAAUACAUUCAUAUGGAACCAUGUCUAAAAUUGAAGUAGACCUCCGUAAGACUAAUAUGUUUGGUUAAAUUAUGUCGUAGUAUCACUAUACAUAUUUUAACCGGACAUGUACAACACGUUUAACGUUUUUGGCCCUGUCCCAAACAUUAGUAGGUCCAUGGUAGGUCCCAAUGAACUCAUACAACAUACGGAAUGUUUUGAUUGAGGCAUGGGGUGCAGUUCGCCAACAUUCCGCAUGUCGUCACUUUUGAGCUGUGGAGAUUUGGUGAUAACGUGUAAAUUACCUCAUUAACUUUUUUUAACUCUAACUUUAAGUGUCUUACACGAAAAUCCUUGAGGGAUUGUCAGGGAAGACUUAAGUUGAGCCUUAAGCUACAUGGAGUGAAGACAAUGUCCACAAAUCGACAGCUACUUUUUGGUCGUAAAUCUGGCGAUCAAAUUUAAAUAUAUAUGUGAGGUGAGUGACCGAGUAGCCCCCCUCCCCAUGUACAUGAGCGUCGACACGUAUCCAUUAGACUCCUGUUAUUGGAAACCCAGUUGCACUUGACGACCGGGAUCACGUGGUCCUCUCCGUAAGGGCAAAACGCUGGGUGGGUGCACAUAAAAUAGUCUAUGCAUAACAUACAUUCUCACACGAACAACAUUUGCCUUCGCACUGGGUUGGGUCUGGAACAAGUCGGCUGACGCUGAGACAGGAAAGACUCCAGGUUUCUGAGCAGAAAACAGAUAGAACUUUGCUACGGAAAGACCUCGUGGUUUGGAAACUGUGUGUACCCAAGACUGAAGGACUCCCCUAGUACCUGAGCUGUAACCUAAACCCGUGUCCAGGGCACCAAAGGAGCUGUAGCUACAGACAACUGGAACUGACGUCACAGAGAGGCAUUGCUCCUAUCUAGAGUACGCUGGUUGAGAGCAGGCGUCGUGCAAGAGACAAGACCUUCUCAGCCGAAGGCAGCAAGACUUAAGGCGAAUAUUAAGAAUAUUAAGUAGUAUCUGAGACAUGGAGUUGGACAAACAGACCGUCCAACAGGUCCAGCUCCUUGUGAUCAACUUCUUGAUCAUCGCCAUCUUGUGUUUUGUAUUCUACGUGUUCUUGGAGACGUUCUUCUUCUAGUAUCCGUUGUCCUGCUCAAAGCAACAUGUCUUAAGUUAGUAGCCAUGAGCAUAGACCUUGCAUUGUGUAAGAAACUGACUGUAUGUCGUGUGUUAUACAUGUGAAAAGAUGUAAUACAAAAGAAUACCCAUUGCAGGCCCAUAGUGUAAUGGACAGCUUCAGUACAUUGCAGUGUAAGCAUGCGAUUAUAAAAGAAUGAAGUUAUGUUUGAGCACCUACGCCUUGCCAAACAUAGUCAAAAGAAGACUGGGCUUAGUUAGAUAGAUGACUCCAUGUCUAAGGCAUUCCCAUGGAUAUGCCCGAAAGAGUAGCUUUAGCAGAGAAUGUUUUAGUUAGAAGAAGGACGGAGAUAUCCCUCACGGCAAAGAUGGCCCUCCAACUAGAACAUGGAUCCAUAGCAAGAUACCCAGAAGGUUUAGAACGAGACGAUAAAUUCUUGUGGCGCUUACAUGAUCCUUGGAUACUAGAUUUAGACAAGACAACAUUGUUUAUGUAGAAAUGCACACAAUAACUGAUUCAGAAGCAAACUCUUUCAACAAUGGUGCUCAAGAGUCGGAUAUUCUUUGACACAUUUCCAUCAGAGUUGUAAUUAAAGCUCUUUGUUUGUUG
Molecule: messenger RNA, 2554 nt
Organism: Branchiostoma belcheri (Belcher's lancelet)
Lineage: Eukaryota; Metazoa; Chordata; Leptocardii; Amphioxiformes; Branchiostomatidae
Product: glutathione S-transferase-like
Exons: 9
Coding region: 12-617 (201 amino acids)
Biological process (GO): glutathione metabolic process
Molecular function (GO): glutathione transferase activity
Source: RefSeq, a predicted model, not a curated record